GUCCGGACUCGGGACUUUUGAAAAGCUCCGGAGCGGGGGGCCGCGGGCUCCGGGGCUGAGCCGCCGCCUGAGGCCGGGACCGAGCCGACCGGCGCCUGCUUCUCUCCGGCGGGGCAGCGCCGGCGCUUCGGCGUCCAGCGGGAAAACCUCAAGGUCAGUUGAACCAGUAGCAUGUCCUGAGGUGCAGCAGCAACAGAAGAAGCAGAGAACAACUUUGUUCUUCUAGCAGUGGCAACAGAAGUGACUACAGGUGUAUGAACAGCACAGAAGAUAAUUUUGCUUUUCAGGGAUGAUGUGGAGGGACACUUUGGGAGUUACUAACCUUGACGGCAUGGAUCAUUCUGUGCUCAGAGGGGAGAUGUCAGCAGUGCUUCAUGACAGAUCUCUAGUGGAAGAGGAAGAUCCUCACAUGAAAGUGUCUCUUGGUAGCAGCGAUAUGGGCGUGUCUGCCCAUCUACAGUCUUCAAAGACAGGGACCACACGAUUUUUCACCAGCAACACUCAUAGUUCUGUGGUAUUACAGGGUUUUGACCAGCUGCGAAUAGAAGGUUUACUUUGCGAUGUGACGCUAGUGCCAGGCGAUGGUGAUGAAGUAUUUCCCGUUCACCGAGCUAUGAUGGCAUCCGCUAGUGAUUACUUCAAGGCCAUGUUCACAGGUGGAAUGAAGGAACAAGAUUUAAUGUGCAUUAAGCUUCAUGGUGUGAACAAAAUAGGUCUGAAGAAGAUUAUUGAUUUCAUUUACACUGCAAAACUUUCUCUUAACAUGGACAACCUUCAGGACACUCUAGAAGCAGCCAGUUUUUUGCAGAUUUUACCUGUUUUGGACUUCUGUAAAGUGUUUCUGAUCUCUGGGGUUUCUUUGGAAAAUUGUGUUGAGGUUGGGCGGAUUGCCAAUACGUACAAUCUCACAGAAGUGGAUAAAUAUGUUAAUAAUUUCAUCCUGAAGAACUUCCCCGCAUUAUUAAGUACUGGUGAGUUUGUGAAACUCCCCUUUGAACGUCUUGCCUUUGUGCUUUCAAGCAAUAGCCUUAAGCACUGCACUGAGCUCGAACUGUUCAAGGCUGCUUGUCGCUGGCUACGGUAUGAGGAGCCUCGAAUGGAAUAUGCUGCAAAACUAAUGAAGAACAUCAGAUUUCCACUGAUGACACCACAGGAUCUUAUUAAUUAUGUACAAACAGUGGAUUUCAUGAGAACUGACAAUACAUGUGUGAAUUUGCUUUUGGAAGCCAGCAAUUACCAAAUGAUGCCAUACAUGCAACCAGUCAUGCAGUCAGAGAGAACUGCCAUUCGAUCAGACAGUACUCACUUAGUAACAUUGGGGGGAGUGUUAAGGCAGCAACUGGUUGUCAGCAAAGAAUUACGGAUGUAUGAUGAAAAGGCACAUGAAUGGAAAUCAUUAGCUCCCAUGGAUGCACCAAGAUACCAGCACGGCAUUGCUGUGAUUGGAAACUUUCUUUAUGUAGUUGGUGGACAGAGCAAUUACGACACGAAAGGAAAAACAGCGGUUGACACAGUCUUCAGAUUUGAUCCUCGCUAUAAUAAAUGGAUGCAAGUUGCGUCUUUAAAUGAAAAGCGUACCUUCUUCCACCUAAGUGCCCUCAAAGGACAUUUGUAUGCAGUUGGUGGUCGAAAUGCAGCGGGUGAACUAGCCACAGUGGAAUGUUACAAUCCAAGAAUGAAUGAAUGGAGCUAUGUUGCAAAAAUGAAUGAGCCCCACUAUGGUCAUGCUGGAACGGUGUAUGGGGGAUUAAUGUAUAUUUCAGGCGGAAUUACCCAUGAUACUUUCCAAAAAGAACUUAUGUGCUUUGACCCCGACACAGACAAAUGGACUCAGAAGGCUCCAAUGACAACAGUCAGAGGUCUGCACUGCAUGUGUACUGUUGGAGACAAGCUUUAUGUUAUUGGCGGAAAUCACUUUAGAGGAACAAGUGAUUAUGAUGAUGUUCUAAGCUGUGAAUAUUAUUCACCCACCCUAGACCAGUGGACUCCAAUUGCUGCUAUGUUACGUGGGCAAAGUGAUGUUGGGGUUGCUGUCUUUGAAAAUAAAAUCUACGUUGUUGGAGGGUACUCUUGGAAUAAUCGUUGUAUGGUGGAAAUAGUCCAGAAAUACGACCCGGAAAAGGAUGAGUGGCACAAGGUCUUUGACCUCCCAGAAUCACUUGGUGGCAUUCGAGCCUGCACUCUGACAGUUUUCCCACCAGAAGACAACACAGGGUCACCUUCUAGAGAGUCACCUCUUUCGGCACCUUAAAAAAAAAUCCUUUGACUUACGGUGUUGUGGUAAUACCUUUGCACUGCAUCAUGGAGUGUCUCAUUUUUCUUCAGUAGUAUCUGUUAGGCUUAGCCUACAGCAAUUGGUACAGUUACUGAGGGAGAAAAAAAGACUUUGACAUUACUUGUGCUGUUUGUUUGGCCUAGAAUGUUUAUUGAGUGGUUAACAAAGAUUAUGGAAAAAUGUACUCAACAGAGCCAAAUCUUUAACAAGUGAGAAACAAGAUAUUGUCUAUAAAAUAUAUGAAUUAGGUACGUUUUUAAUGUUGUGUAUUGGGUGUGAGGUACCUUGCAACUUACAUUAGGAAGCCCAGUAAGUCAAAUUGGAAGGGGUUGCAGUGAACGUGUAAUUAUGUUCACUAAACUUCAUAUUUGAAAGUCUUUCUUCCUUUCAUCUUUGAUUGCAGAUUUUAAAGGGAGGCAGCCUGCACCCAUGUGAACUCUGACAAAAGGUUGCCAGCAGGCCUGAGCUACCUCCCUCUUUUCACAGAGUAUUUUUGACAUAUCUCUUUACUGCCCAGCGGGGUGGGUGCUUUAAGAGCAUAUGGAGUUUCUUAGGCAGACAGGAGAAAUCAAAUAAUAAUUUAAAAAAUAUUAAUAUUAUGCAACAGGUGGACCCUGUAUAGGCCCGGGGUUUUUUAAUAACGUAUAUUGAGGGUUUUUUCCCUGACUCAAUUAAGUGACACUUCAAACAGAAGACUUAAAAUGUUUGGGCUUUUUAACUUUUGGUCUCUUCCCCCUCCCCCACACACCCAGUAAUCCGCUUCUGCUUGUAAGGGAGCCUAAACUAUUAAUAAAUUGGAAUUCAGUACAGUUGUAUGACCUGUUGUAUGCCUGUAUUGAGUUAUGUGGAUAAGGGCUAGAAAUGUUAAUUCAAGCCACUACAUUUGACCAAAUUGUUCCUUCAGAUCAAAUUUAAUCUAAUUUUUCUCCUUUGCUGUUGAGAUAACUUACAUAUUACAUGUCCUUUGUAUAGUCUCAGUUAAUAAGGUUAUUUAGCACAAAGUGCAGCUUCAGCAGGAGAGCUGCUGUUUGCUCAGUGAACUCAGACUACCAUGUUUUACCUUCUUUUGUUCAAUAAAACUUUUAACUGCAAUUAUUCAGCCUAAGAUACCUCAUUAAUGUUACUUGGAUCUUCUUCUUCUGCUCACUGUUGCCAGGGAUACACAUUGCGUAUAUCUGUGUGGGUAGAUUAAUUUGCUAGGAAACCAAUGCACAAGUGGUCUCGAAUGGGUACUUUGACCUACUUUCAAGGAACUAUUUUGGCCAUACUUGUCUAUUGUAAUUUUAAGGACUGAAAAUGUGGAAAUAAUAUCUGAACAAUUGUGCAUAGAGUGAGCUAAUAUUUAAAUGUUCAGCAGUACAAAUGUACUAGACUUAUUGGUUCCAACAUAAUAAUUUGCUUCUGAAUACGUUUUUUUUUAAAGUUCUGGUUUUAAAUCAAAUUAAAUUAAAAUGCAGGGCAAAUAAUUGCAAAUGUUAGUCAGUUUUGAUUAUCUAAACCCCAAAUCCUCAUUAUUGUUUUUGGCUUUCCAUUAUAAAAAGCACAAGAAUUUGUACUAAUUGCUAGCAAUCACGGUGGCUUUUGCAGACAUCUGGAGAUGGUUGUUUACAUUAUUUAACUUAUUUUAUUAUGGUAUCUAUUGCCAGUUACAAUAUCAAUCUCAGUAGCAUGCUCUCAGCAUAAGUGUUCUUUUCCACGUUUUUCCACUAUAACAGUAUUGGGUUUGAACCCUAAAUCUUCUAACAUCUGGUGUUUGUUUUUCUCUGAUGGAAUUUAAUUGGUCAUGUGUCCUUCACUCAUUAUUCAAAUGUACUUUUAUCACAGGUUUCAUAUUUUAACAUUAUUUUGCUUAAAAGCAAAGUGGAUCUUCCUAAAAACAUUUUCUAACUCUGAGCUAGUUAUGUUGAGUUGCUACAGGUGAUCCUGUAUGGAAAUGAAAGAUUGAAUGCUCUUGGGAAAUAUUUGACCUAUUGAAGAUCAAAUUUUACAUAGGUAAAAUAUUUUGUUCCACUCAUAGGAGACAGAAGAUAAGAAAAUAUUGCUGUCACUAAUGCAGAUAUUUAACAUACUUUACCUAUUUUUAGAUUAAAUGCCAACUCUAGAGAACUAUUGUGAACAUAAAACCCAGAGGCCUGUAUCAUAUUUACUUUAUUUUUCAACGAGAAAAGAAAUCUUCCUCCUAGAAAGAGAAACAGCAACUCAUUUUGGAUGAUUCAAGUAUGUUUUUGGUUUCUGAAUCCUUAGGGUCCACUUCUUGAAAGUGGAUCUUAGCCCCUGAUGGUCUGCACUCUGAAGAUGCUGAUGGUGGAAAGACCCUUUGGAGAUAUCUUCCUGAAGGUUAGAAGAGGAAGUCUAUCAGCUUCCCUGUCUGAGAGCAGCCAGGUAACUGGAACAUGGCAACUCUUUCAGUUUUAGGCAUUCUUUUUAAUGACAAAAUGUUAGCUAUAAUCCUUAAAUGCAACGUGCUUGUGUUGAAUUUCUGCACCAAUGCUGGAUGUAUAUGGGAUAAUGGAUUAGAUUUGUCCUUAAAUAAAAUGCUUCUCCUUUUGAA
Molecule: messenger RNA, 4826 nt
Organism: Malaclemys terrapin pileata
Lineage: Eukaryota; Metazoa; Chordata; Testudines; Emydidae
Gene: KLHL13
Product: kelch like family member 13
Exons: 10
Coding region: 290-2251 (653 amino acids)
Biological process (GO): regulation of cytokinesis; protein ubiquitination
Cellular component (GO): Cul3-RING ubiquitin ligase complex
Molecular function (GO): cullin family protein binding; ubiquitin-protein transferase activity
Source: RefSeq, a predicted model, not a curated record